Messenger RNA from Lycium ferocissimum, 4722 nucleotides. RefSeq names its product probable LRR receptor-like serine/threonine-protein kinase At3g47570. The coding region runs from base 1408 to 4557 and encodes 1049 amino acids. Lineage: Eukaryota; Viridiplantae; Streptophyta; Magnoliopsida; Solanales; Solanaceae. Gene Ontology annotation, molecular function: protein kinase activity; ATP binding; protein binding. The transcript has 3 exons. The record is from RefSeq and is a predicted model, not a curated record. Gene Ontology annotation, biological process: protein phosphorylation. Gene Ontology annotation, cellular component: plasma membrane.
CCCUUGAGGAUUUCCCACAUAAAAUUGUGUGUUGUUUCUUUUUGUUGUUAUUGCUUUCAUAUAUUGUUGUCUCAUAACAUUGUUAACACAUCCACAGAUUUUGAAAUCCGGACAGUUGAUUUGAAGCCCGGUUUGAGUUGACUUUAAGCUGAGGCGUCCUAAAAUUGUGGGAAUAGAUCCCCUAGACUAAUUUGGGCUGUCAUUGAAGAAUUUGAAUAGAUUGAAGCCGUUGGAGUUUGAGUGGAGUUUGGUACUUCAACUAAGGUUCUGGCUAUCAAAAUUCAAGCAAGAUGAGCAGGUGGUGCGCAGGUAGCAGACCAGUGACUCCAGUAUUCUUUAGUCAUACCAGUUGAGGUGAGCCUCCAUUUGAUUAUGGUGUCUUCUUAGCGACUUAGUAUUUUCUAUAUUACCGAGCAGCGUCUCGUAUCUUGUAUCCUAGAUAUUAGUAGCUCCAUGAGUUGUAUUCUUUGGGGUUGUGUGGACAGACUUAUAUUUUACUUUGAUUUCCGCACUUAUAUCUAUAAGCCUGUUUGGAUUGGCUUAUUUUAGGUGCUUUUAAGCCAAAAAAGCUUUUAAGUAUUUUUGUAGUGUUUGGGUAAGAUAAAAAAGUAUUUUAAAGCCAAAAAAACAAAAAUAAACCAUAAGUUAGGAUUCUUAACUUAUAACUUAUGCUUAUAUGCCAUAAGUUAUGAGCCCAUCCAAACAGGCUCUAUAUUGAUACAGUUUGAGACUAUAUUCUCUUUCAAUUUCUAAUUAAUUUUUGCAUGCUUUAGUUUAGAGGGUUCUCCUUAUGGGUAGUAGCUUGUCAGGUACCUAUCGUGGCCUAGAUAUCAGAUUAGGAUCGUAACACUUCAACAAACAUGGUUACAUCCUUAGUUAUGCUUAUGCAUUUAUUGGUUAAAAACAAAACGAUAUAUUUAAUCCUUUGAAAAGGAUAUGUAACUACCCCUGACUUUCUUGUUCUGAGAUAGAGAUUUGAGAAGUGGAAUUCUCAUUUUUGGUGAAAUUGACAUCUGAAAAUUUUGUAUGCCAAUAAAUGCAAGCCAUCAAAUAGGAAAAAUACCAAGUAUGGACACUUGCUAAUAAAUGCCUACUGCAAAAUAUCAUCUCAAACCUGAUGUUUUUUGAAAAUGGGUGGCGAAAACAAUUUCACCCACACCCAUAUUAAGGAUUUUUUUUUUCAAGUUUUAAAAAGGAUUGAGAAAAUCUGGACUGUAGCAUUUACUUGGAAAAAUUAAAAAUAACCGUGUUAUCAGGGCCAACUUGCGUGCACGUCGACCAAUUCCACAGGGUACCUCUAUUUACUGCUAAAACAAGAAUUCAAACAAAGGGAAAGUCUCACCAGCUUUGCUUAGAAAAUAUUCAAAACAAGAACAAGAAAUACUCUUGUUGUAUAACCCCAAAAGAAUGGAACAAUCUUGUCUGAAUACCAAGUGGUUAGUGUCAUACAUCUAUUGCUCAAUUCUUGUUAUGUUAUCUAUGGUAGUCUCAAGCUUUGAUGAACAAGUUUUGGUAGACUUCAAAAGUAGAAUAACUGAUGAUCCAUUUCAAGUCAUGGCUUCUUGGAACAAUUCUCUCCAUUACUGCAACUGGACAGGCAUAACAUGCAACCCCUCCAUUCAAAGAGUCAUGAUUCUUGACUUGAGAUCACUAAAGCUCGUUGGAUCCAUACCGCCUUCUAUUGGGAACCUCUCGUUCCUUACAGCGAUAAAUCUUAGAAACAAUAGCUUCCAUGGUGAAAUUCCACAUGAGUUUGGGAACUUGCUGCAGCUACAACAUCUCAAUCUCACUUGGAAUUCUUUUAUUGGAACCAUUCCUGCUAAUCUGAGUUACUGUACAGAACUUAUAUCACUUGCUCUAGAAUUUAAUAGGCUUGUCGGGAAAAUACCUAAUCAGCUCAGUUCACUUUCAAAGUUGAAUUAUUUAGGCCUUGCAAGCAACAAUCUCACGGGAAGUAUCCCAUCUUGGAUUGGAAAUUAUUCGUCUCUUCGAGGUCUUUCCCUUGCAAUUAACAAUCUUCAAGGACCAAUACCUCAAGAUUUUGGCCGUUUGUCAAAGUUGCGAAUCUUCCAAGUUUAUGGAAAUCAGUUGAAUGGUACAAUUCCUCAAUCUGUUCUCAAUAUCUCCUCUCUUUACUAUUUCUCUGUUACUCAAAACUUGCUGUAUGGAGAACUUCCAUCAGAUAUAGGCCUUACUCUUCCAAAUCUUGAGGUGUUUGCUGGUGCUGUGAACGAGUUCACAGGACCGAUUCCGGUUUCAUUAUCAAAUGCUUCAAAGCUUGGUGUUAUUGAAUUGUCUCAAAAUAAGCUCAGUGGAAAUGUCCCUACAGGUUUAGGGCAAUUGCAAGGGUUGUACAGGAUCAACUUUGAGAUCAAUAGUCUUGGAAGAAACACAAGUGGGGAUUUGAGGUUUCUUGAUUUCCUAGUUAACUGUACAAGUCUGCAAGUUUUAAGCUUUCAGGACAAUUUCUUGGGAGGCGAACUGCCUAAAACAAUCGGUAACCUUUCCACGAGUCUCGAAAUAUUUGGUCUAGGUUAUAAUAUGAUAGUCGGUUCUCUUCCUGCUGGACUAGAAAACCUUGUUAACUUGACCAGUUUAUCACUGAGUAAUAACAACUUCAAAGGCAGUAUUCCUGAGUCUUUAGGUAAGCUUCGACGCCUACAAGGACUGGAGUUGAAUGGAAACAAGUUAUCAGGAAUGAUUCCAUCUUCUAUUGGCAAUUUGACAUCUUUGACAAUUUUACACAUUGAGGACAAUGAACUUGUUGGAAACAUACCUCCGGAGCUUGGACAGUGCACCAGUUUAUCAGUGCUAAACCUUAUAGGAAAUAAUCUUCUUGGUUCCAUACCAAAGGAGCUAGCAGGUCUUUCUUCACUCUCAAUUUCUUUGGCCUUAGCGAACAAUUCUUUGACCGGUUCCUUGCCAGCUGAAAUUGGAAGGUUGAUAAAUCUCAAGGAAAUGGAUAUUUCGCAUAACAAAUUAUCAGGUGAAAUUCCAAGCACCCUAAGCAGUUGUGUCAGCUUAGAGCGCUUCAUAGCGGAUAAUAACCUGUUUCGAGGAAGAAUUCCUGAAUCCUUGAAAAGUUUAAGAGGUUUAGAAGAAAUUGAUUUGUCACACAAUAACAUCUCAGGAGGAAUACCGGAGUUUCUUGGGAAACUUCCGUAUCUCAGGAAGCUUGAUCUUUCAUCCAAUGAACUUGAAGGCAAAGUACCAAAUGAAGGGAUCUUUUCAAAUGCAAGUGCAAUUUCAAUCUCAGGGAAUCAUGAACUAUGUGGAGGUCCUCCAAACUACAAUUUUCCUGCAUGCCCUAGACAAAAAGAUCCAUCAUCAAAGAAACACAUGAGUUCAAGGACAAAAGUAGCAAUUAUUAUUUCAGUUACAUUUUUAUUUUUACUUUUGUGCUCUGUUGCUGCUUGCUACAUAGUAAUAAGGAAGAACUCACGAAAGAGAGAUCUCAGCGCACGGUCCUCAAGAGAAAGGCAGUCUGAACAUUUUGAUGAUGACGAACCAACUUUAGCUAAUGAUCCAUUUUUGGCAGCAAGAAUAACUUACCAAGAUAUAUUUAAGUCAACCGAUAGAUUUUCUGAGGAUAAUCUGGUCGGCACAGGAAGUUUUGGUUCUGUAUACAAAGGACAGUUUAAGGUUUUUGAUAAAAUUAUGGCAGUGAAAGUAUUGAACCUACAACAAAGAGGUGCUUUGAGAAGCUUUUUGGAUGAAUGCAGAGCUUUGAAAAGUAUAAGGCAUCGUAAUCUCCUUAAGAUCGUAGCUGCUUGUUCAAGCAUUGAUUAUCAAGGUAAUGACUUCAAGUGCAUAGUCUUUGAGUUCAUGGCUAACGGAAGCCUAGAUGAUUGGCUCCACUCAAAAGGUGAAGGGCAAUACCUCAAUAUUAUCCAAAGACUAAACAUAGCAAUUGAUGUUGCUUCAGCACUUGAUUAUCUCCACAACCACUGCCAAGUACCAAUUGUUCACUGUGAUUUAAAACCGAGCAACAUACUCCUCGAUGAAGAGAUGACUGCCCAUGUUGGUGACUUUGGACUGGCAAAAUUUCUUUUCAAAUCAGCAUGGGACAAACAGACUUCUAUUGCACUAAAGGGUUCUAUAGGUUAUAUCCCACCAGAAUACGGUUCAGGUGUAAAUGUGUCCACUCUUGGAGAUGUUUAUAGCUAUGGUAUCAUGUUGCUAGAACUGUUCACUGGUAGAAGGCCAACCGAUGAGAUCUUCAAAGAUGGCCUGAAUAUUCAGCAAUACAUCAAAACCGCUUUGCCUAGACGUGUUAUGGAGAUUGUUGAUCCAUCACUGCUUUUAGCAUAUGAAGAACACAGCAAAAACGAGGGCAAUGCAAGUGAUUUGGAAGAAAAGGCAAUACUUCAAGAUGAUGAGUAUAUAUCCCAGCUAAAUGCCAGCACUAUGGUAGAAGGAUGCUUGGUCUCAAUCUUGAAAAUUGGACUUCUAUGUUCUAGCUCAUCUCCAAGGGAUCGGAUUCCAAUAAGAAUAGCUUUGGACAAGAUUCACACAAUCAGGAACUUAUUUCUACAGUCUAAGAGGGAAAUAGUAUAGAUAGAUCAGAUGGUAAGCUUAAAGCAUUAUCUUCAGAAUUUUAUUGAUGGACGCUAGUAUGCGCAGAACAAUUUUGAAAUGAAGAUUAUUUACAAUUAAUACUAAGAAUUAUAUAAGAUUGUAAUUUGUACCUAGAGGAAGAUCCAUCCUUCUAUUAUCCACAUC